Vanessa atalanta (red admiral) is the source of this 1604-nucleotide messenger RNA. RefSeq names its product LIM and senescent cell antigen-like-containing domain protein 2 (gene stck). Gene Ontology annotation, biological process: positive regulation of integrin-mediated signaling pathway; cell-cell junction organization; positive regulation of substrate adhesion-dependent cell spreading. The record is from RefSeq and is a predicted model, not a curated record. The coding region runs from base 282 to 1301 and encodes 339 amino acids. Gene Ontology annotation, cellular component: cell-cell junction; focal adhesion; cytoplasm. The transcript has 9 exons. Lineage: Eukaryota; Metazoa; Arthropoda; Insecta; Lepidoptera; Nymphalidae.
ACGCACACACGAAUCCUAAGACAUAUUUUUUAUGUACAACAUUAACACCUGACGAAUAAUAUUUAUAUCUUGUUUAACGAAUUGUAUAUGUAUAAUUAUACAGAAUCAUAUUACUAUUUACUUUAAAUGUGUAAGAUUGAUGUUAAUAUAAUCGGCCUGAAGUACUAAACACAACGUUACAAUUGUUUUAUUUGCAGUAUACCUAGUUUUCAAUUGAUCUAUUUUUUAUCGACUGAACAGAAAGAAGCUCUAUUAGUAUUUUUUCUAAUUAGAAGGGAAAAAUGCCCGGAAUUGCGAAUAUGUCUUUAGAUAAUAUGUUUUGCACCCGCUGUGGGGAUGGUUUUGAACCAAAUGAGAAAAUUGUCAACUCUAAUGGUGAACUUUGGCAUACUGGUUGUUUUGUAUGUGCACAAUGUUUCCGUGUAUUUCCGGAAGGUGUUUUCUACGAAUUCGAAGGACGAAAAUAUUGCGAACGAGAUUUUCAAGUCCUAUUUGCACCUUGUUGUGGAAAAUGCCGUGAAUUUGUGAUUGGUCGUGUUAUCAAGGCAAUGAACUCAAACUGGCACCCUGCUUGUUUUCGAUGUGAGGAAUGCAAUAUUGAACUGGCAGAUGCUGGAUUCAUAAAGCAUGCCGGCCGCGCUCUCUGCCAUGCUUGUAAUGCUCGUAUCAAGGCAGAUGGCCUGCAAAAUUAUAUAUGCCAUAAGUGCCACGGUGUAAUUGAUGGGGAGCCUCUGCGUUACCGUGGUGAGGUGUACCACGGCUAUCAUUUCUCUUGCGCUACUUGCGGCGUGGAACUCGAUCACACCGCCCGUGAAGUCAAGAACAGACCGGGAUAUGCUGCUAAUGAUGUCAAUAAUCUCUUUUGCCUUCGUUGCCAUGAUAAAAUGGGUAUCCCCAUUUGUGGAGCUUGUCGUCGUCCUAUAGAAGAAAGAAUUGUUACUGCUUUGGGCAAACAUUGGCAUGUUGAGCAUUUCGUGUGCGCUAAAUGUGAAAAGCCAUUCCAUGGUCAUCGUCACUAUGAGAAGAAAGGUUUGGCAUAUUGUGAACAACAUUAUCAUCAGCUGUUUGGCAACCUUUGUUACGUCUGCAACCAAGUUAUUGCUGGUGAUGUAUUCACGGCGUUGAACAAGGCCUGGUGCGUGCACCACUUUGCGUGCGCCGUGUGCGACACUGCGCUGAGCACGCGCAGCAAGUUCUACGAGUACGACGAGCGCCCAGCCUGCCGCCGCUGCUACGAGCGCCUGCCGACCGAGUUGCGCCGCCGUCUGCGCCGCGCGCACCACUACACGCUGCGGCGGUGAGCGUAUCUACCGCCGCGUCACCACCAGCGCCACCACCGCCACCACCGCCACGAAACCUUUGUUAUAUCUAAGUCUAAGUCUGACUAAAGCAAAGCAAAUUUGGAACAAAUAUUGUAUUCCAGAUACCAAAUAAUAACAACGCCACUACACUGCCUUUACUUGUAAUAAUAAAUACAACAUUACAAUAUAAAUAGUGAUCCCAUCAACUACACCCAGUAAGUAAUUAAGUUAUAUUUUGUGAAAUAUUUUCAAAACGUUUAUUUUUUAUUAUCUUGUAACAAUGAGUUGACAUUAUUAAAAUUA